Messenger RNA from Babjeviella inositovora NRRL Y-12698, 927 nucleotides. Its product is annotated as putative pyridoxal kinase. The record is from RefSeq and is a predicted model, not a curated record. The transcript has a single exon. Gene Ontology annotation, biological process: pyridoxal 5'-phosphate salvage. Gene Ontology annotation, molecular function: pyridoxal kinase activity. Gene Ontology annotation, cellular component: cytosol. Lineage: Eukaryota; Fungi; Ascomycota; Pichiomycetes; Serinales. The coding region runs from base 1 to 927 and encodes 308 amino acids.
AUGUCCCAGAUAGACACCAUCCUCACUCUGCCUUCCCCGUUAAAGAUCCUUUCGAUCCAGUCGCAUGUGACUCACGGUUAUGUGGGCAACAAAGCGGCAACCUUCCCACUCCAAUUUCGUGGCUGGGACGUAGAUGCGCUCAACACCGUUCAGUUCUCCAAUCACCCUGGCCACGGCCGUUUCACAGGCCCCAAAGCCUCCGCGGACGACAUCCAGCAGCUUGCGCGAGGUCUCCAGGUUUUGGACGUACCGUACGCGGCAUUACUCACAGGUUACGUGCCGGAUGCGGCGAGUCUCGCGGCAGUGGGCGCGGUGUGUGCGGCAUUGUGUCGCCGCCACGGGUCCGUGUGGGUGGUGGAUCCGGUGUUGGGGGACAACGGCAAGCUCUACGUUAGUCGCGAGGUGAUUCCCGUAUACCAAACGAUUCUUCGAUCGGGCCACGUGACGCUCGCGACUCCUAAUCAGUUCGAGAUCGAGACGUUAGUCGGGCGCGAGAUCUCCUCCUUGGUACAUGUGGCGCAGGCGAUGCGGCUAUUCCACGAGAUGUAUGGCGUUCCCCACGUGGUGGUGACGUCUAUCCAUAUCCCCGGUGAGAAUCUGAUAUACUCUUCUGGGUCCUCGCGCGCUCCCGACGGCACUAUCACCGCCUUUUACUACCGCAUUCCGUUGAUAGACUCGGUCUUUUCCGGCAGCGGUGACUUGCUCCUGGCAUUGCUAACAGACGCGUUCUACCGCCAGCCCGGUGCCUCACUUGCCGAGGCGCUCGGUGAAUCACUUUCCGUGGUAGAGAACGUGCUCCUAGUGUCACAGCGGGCUGAGCGGGAGAAGCUGGGCUCCGGACGUCACGUCAAGGACCUUCGUUUGAUUGAGGCACGUGGGUUACUCAAAGGGAAGUGCAGGUACACUCCAGUUGAGUUUAAUGAGUAA